Sceloporus undulatus (fence lizard) is the source of this 948-nucleotide messenger RNA. RefSeq names its product glutathione S-transferase-like. The transcript is spliced from 4 exons. Gene Ontology annotation, biological process: xenobiotic metabolic process; glutathione metabolic process. Gene Ontology annotation, molecular function: glutathione transferase activity. Lineage: Eukaryota; Metazoa; Chordata; Lepidosauria; Squamata; Phrynosomatidae. Bases 47 to 433 code for a protein of 128 amino acids. The record is from RefSeq and is a predicted model, not a curated record.
AUACAACCUCUAUGGGAAGGACCUGAAGGAGAGAGCUUUAAUUGACAUGUAUGUGGAAGGAACAGGUGAUCUGUUGAUGAUGCUGAUGUACCUUCCAUUCAAGACUGACGACAAAGAACAGCAUAAAGCUCUAACUAUUGAGAGAGCCACAACCAGAUACUUCCCAGUUUACGAGAAAGUUUUAAAAGACCAUGGUCAAGAUUUUCUUGUUGGUAACAAGUUUAGUUGGGCAGAUGUACAUCUGCUUGAAACUAUUCUUGAAUCAGCAGAGGUGAAGCCUGAUAUUCUCUCUAAAUUUCCUCUGCUGCAGGCAUUCAAAACAAGAAUAAGCAACAUCCCCACAAUUAAGAAAUUCCUGCAGCCUGGUGGCCUGAGAAAACCCCCCACAGAUGAAAAGCUUGUUGCACAAAUUGGAAAGAUUUACAGCAUUUGAGAAUACAAGUUGUGGAUGAUCUUGCAAAGCAUAAUUUUAGCCAUUUUACUCUUUUUCUCCAGCUGUACUAUUAAUUAUAAGGCCCAUGUGAACUGAAAUAUUAUCUUCAUGCAUGCACACACAUAGAUAAUUCCUCUUGAAUAAUCUCAAAUGCUUUUGAACCUGUGAAAAAUCCUGUACUCAGUAAUGUAAAUAAGAAUUCUUAUUUGAAGGCACUAUAUUUCUAAGCCUUCUUUACAUUAUUCGGAAGAGCAGAACUGCCCAGGUUCAUAAACAGGCAUUGUAUCACUCGCUGUCUCUCCACAUGAGCAAUGUUAAGAAUAAACUGGAAUCCAUCUCAAAUGUAUUCAUGUGUCAUAUUAGAAGGGGUUAAACAGUUAUUUAGAAAAUUCAUAAUUGAAUUAAAUUUUUAUGAAAUAAUUAUAUCCCAUCAUAGUAAUCACCAGCAUGAACUACUUAAUUAUGACCAAAGAUACUUGCCUUGACAACUGAAUAAACUUCUCAUUCAUUGCUGA